Notolabrus celidotus (New Zealand spotty) is the source of this 6273-nucleotide messenger RNA. RefSeq names its product RLF zinc finger (gene rlf). Gene Ontology annotation, biological process: regulation of transcription by RNA polymerase II. Bases 16 to 5736 code for a protein of 1906 amino acids. The record is from RefSeq and is a predicted model, not a curated record. The transcript has 8 exons. Gene Ontology annotation, cellular component: nucleus. Gene Ontology annotation, molecular function: DNA-binding transcription factor activity, RNA polymerase II-specific; DNA binding. Lineage: Eukaryota; Metazoa; Chordata; Actinopteri; Labriformes; Labridae.
AAUAUUCCGACGGUCAUGAAGGCAGCGUCAGACUGCACUGCAUACGCGCCGUGGCGGAGAGGGAAGAUGGCGGAGAAUAAUGUCGAACCAGACCACGAAUGGAGCGAUCGGGCCCUGGACACGGCCGAAGACACCCUGGUUGCAAUGGAAACCUUGCUGGCCACACUGAGAGCAUUUGAAGACGUGCUCAGGCAACAAGACAUAUCCAUAGCAUCCUCCACGGAGUACUGCGACAACUUCUGUCAGGCACUGAUGCACUAUGCUGGGAGCAGGAACUCCAUGGAGCAUGGUCUUCCUCUACUGGAGGUCUACUGCCUGUCCAUAAACUGUUUUGCUGCAGCCCGGUCCCACCUCACAGCUGAGUCUGACAGAGUAGCACUUGUUUUGAAGAGACUAGCAUUGAGCUGCUUUGAACUGUUGCUGUCAGUGCCUGAGAAUGAAAUCCCGUAUGAAGCGUGGGUUCAGUUUCACCAAUCUGUUCAGAUUGCCCAUGAUAACUUGAUACAGUAUGGCAGCACAGACCUUCAAGCUUUACUUCAGAUCACAGGAGAAGGAGGAGCAUGGAGCAACCCCGUCCUUUCAGCACUCCUCACUGGCCAAGCCACUAACACAGAAGAAGUUGAUGCAUACAUCAGCUUGGAGGGUGAAGGCUUCAUGGAGAUGCGGAUGAAGCACCUGGAGAAAAUGGGGGAAGUUGCUAAGGCAGUUGUGCUGGCUAAAGCUUGCACUGAAUGCAGCUUUAUCUCAAACCAAGCUACUUUUCGUCAAACUUACGUCUCCUUGCUGUGUCACCUGCUGCCCAAUGAAGAAGCCAUCAUGGAGAUAUCCAGACUCGACUGUAAGGAUGUACUAGAGGUCACAUGUAAUCUGGAGACAGAGGGGGAGGAGAACACAGCGUUCAUCUUGUGCACAACUUUCCUGACCCAGCAGCUCCAGCAGCAGAGUCUCUACUGCUCAUGGGAUUUGACUCUGUUGUGGAGUAAACUCCAGAAAAGAAUCGACCCCUCGUUGAUGUCUCUUCUAGAACGCUGCCUUCAACUAGGUGCCAUUGCCAAAACAGUCUCACAUUUGCUUUACCUGGUUCGCGUCAUUCAGUCAGAGGCUCAGGAGAUGGGGGUACCUGCCUCAGUAGAGCUGUGUGUCAAAGCCCUACAACUUCCAAAGCAGGAUGACUCUGAAACGAGGAUCUCCGUCUGCAAGAUGGUGUCCAGCCUUCUUUCAGAAGACCUUGAAGUGUUGCGUGCCUGUCAGCUCACAGAGUUCCUGCUGGGACCCAGCCAGGAGGCCUUUGGGUGCCUUGAAGAGCUUUACUUGCGUCCAGACCAAAAGUAUGAUGAGGAAAGUGAAGUUAUUCCCAACUCGCUACGCUGUGAGCUGCUGCUAGCACUUAAAGCAUACUGGCCUUUUGACCCUGAAUUCUGGGACUGGAAAACUUUAAAGUACCACUGCAUCUCCCUCCUGGGGUUGACACCAGAGUCAGAAGGAGAAGAGGAGGAGGCUGUGGACAAACAAGAGAAAGAUAAACAACAGGAGCUGCAGGGGAUCACGUUGAAAGUUGAACCGCAGCAUCAAAAGAUUAAUGGAAGUCUUGAUGGUCAAGAGCCACAGGAUAAAAAGCAGUCUUCUAGUAUACCAGAAAGAAAAGCAGGAGAUUCAGAUGCAAAGAAAAUCAAGUUUCGCUGUCAGAUUUGUAAGAGGUCGGUCAGUGACACCCAGAUCAUUCACCACUCCAAGAGACAUGCGGCAGAGAGCUGCAACCCCUGCCCAGUGUGCUUGGAGAAGUUCAAGAGCAGAAAGGAUCUCGUUCCUCAUAUGAAACAACAUAUUCAGAGUAAGACUCAUCCAAACAAGAACAGUGUAAAGAAAGAGGAUGAGCAGAAACAGAUGGAGGAGGAGGAUGAUAUCGAACCCGGUGAGAUCACCAUUGACCCUUCUUUAAUUCUGUAUUACAAAUCCACACAUGAUCCAGACGUGCUUCACCACAUUGUGGAGCAAACAAAAACUGUUAAGGAGAAGCAAGUAGACGAUGACGAGCAUGUAACAUUCAGUUACAUCGAGCAACACUUUAAUCUUCAGAACAGGGACGAGUACCAGUGCCCAGGAACCGGAUGCACUCGAGUUUUUAAGCAUUCCAAGUACUUGUAUGUCCAUUUGAAGUCGGAGCACAAAGGUGAUGACAAUGUGAAGUUUUUCCAUCAGAUGAGAGACAAGAGGGAGAAGUGUGUUUUUUGUAGACGCCACUUUGUCUCUGCUUACCAUCACCGCAAACAUCGAAGAGUUCACUACGGUGACCAGCCCUACACAUGUGUGGUUAUGGGUUGCGGUGCUAAGUUUAGUACUUCCAAUGAGCUCGUCAUGCACAAACAGACUCAUGGCUAUCACCUCAACUACCAGUGUGAGCUCGAAGGCUGUUUCGUAACGUACUCAGACUUGGGACAGAUCUACCACCACGAGGCGCAGCAUUUCAGAGAUGCUGCAUUUACUUGUGUUAGCCCUGAAUGUAGAAAAUACUAUUUGUCUAAAAAGGAGUUCAUAAAGCAUCUAUCCACGCACAACAUCACCUUCACUGAGGACGACUUCGAGGCUCAGAGGAAGGCAAGGCGGAAACUUCUAAAGCAAAAGAGGGUUACUGAAGGGACAGCCCCCCCUAAUAAGUCAAGUGACACAGUAGAGAUUGUAAAUGAAGAUGUCCAAGACUCUUCUAAAGCAAGUGGUGCCUCUGUCCAAGCAUCUGAGACCAAGGAGCCUAAACCAACAAUGACUUUGGUGGCAGUGUGUUUCGAUGGAAGUAAGUUCACAUGCGGUUUCGAGAAGUGUGGCAUGACUUUCUCCAGAGCCAGAGAUGUCCAGAGGCAUCUUAAAUGUGCCCACCCAGAACACCUUAAACUAGAGAACAAAGAACACAAUCACGACAAGGAGCAGGGCUCAAAGUCCAAAGGAUUCAAGACUGAACCUGAACCAGACAUUGAGGAAAGGGACAAAAAUGAGCCCUCAGCUCCUUCUCAACAGAAAGAGAUCGUUAAAGAAAAAAAAGGAUCCUCUCAUCACAAAAUCAGUGACACAAAAUCUUCAAGUCUUCAUGCAAAGAAUGAUUCUCUGAAAGAAAUACUUCUUGGCCUCAGUAAACUGGACCUGAACGCCUCAUCACCUCAAAGUGAUGGAAGUGAUUCCCCUCAGUUGACCCCUGAACCUGAUGCAGCACAAAUAGCUCUUCAUCAGGCGAUUAUGGCAAAGCCUGCUAUGGUGUCGCCUCAGAAGGUCGCUUCGAACAUAUCGAAGGAGACGGUACAAGUUAAAACUGAACAACUAUCUGCUGAUGAAGAAGCCCUGGCUGAAUCAUUAGCCAAUGCCAAGCCGUAUAUCUGUGAAGUGAAAAGCUGUGGCUUUAAGACAGCUCAGAGUUACAGCUUACUGCGACACUACAACACCAGACAUGGCCGCACAGUCGAACAGGCCAAAAGGUUGACUUCUUUGAAAACUACUUCUUUUAAGCCUUACACCUGUCACCUUUGUUCCAAGAGUCACAGAGAGAAACAUGUACUGAGGGCCCACUAUGUUCAGGUACAUAACCUGAGUGAGACUUUUCUGAACAGAAUAAGCUGUACGGCUGUACGCCUCGAAGGAAACAAAGACCCCGCAAAGCAAACAUAUCAGCACUUAACCAGUUUAAAAGAUAAAAAGAAAGAGAUGCAUAAGCUGCAGCCCCAACAGGACUCAAAAAACUCAACCAUGAUGAGGGAAAACGGACAAAACACUGACAAUCAAUCUCCAUCUGAAGAGGAAGGAGACGAUGAAGCAGAGAAUAGAGAGGAAGGGGAGCAGCAGAAAGAGGAAAGUGAGGAUAGGAACCAGCAGCAGGUCAGAUCUACAAGACGAUUGGUGGCCAAAAGUAAUCUCUGCUACAUAUUGGAUAAAUUCAGUAAACCUUUUCAUUGUGUUGCAAAAAAUUGUGAUGCAGCAUUCUCCACCCAGGGAGGCCUGGUGCGCCAUCUUCAGUUAGUACAUCACUACAACCGCUCUCAGCUCUUGUUGGAGAAAGAUUUCGAUGCACAUCCCAGUCCAGAAGUCAGAAAAGAGCCUGUCAAGAAAAGAUCUCCCCCAAACUUGGAUGAACCUCAACCCCAAUACAAAUGUCACUUUGCCAACUGUAGUGCUUCCUACCACCUUAAAAGUAGCCUGGUGCGCCACACUCGUGACUGCCACACACACCCAUCAGAGCUGAUAAGAUGCAAGUACGAAGGCUGUACAAGAGUGUUCACCCAUGACAAUGCACUUAAAAAACAUACUCUUUAUAGCCACUUCGAGUACUAUGACUCACUGGUGGUACGUCUCCAAAGCACUCACAAAAAGUCAAUUACUGGAUGCCAAAAGAAGCUUAUCGUCGCGCCAUCGAGUCCUCAGAAAGAAGAGGCUGGUUCAACCAAUGCACAGGCAGAGACGUCAAGUCCCGAGCCUGAAAUUACAGAUCACUCCAAGGAAACCAGUGAGGAGAGUUCUGAGGCAAGACAACAGGCAAGAGAACAGAAGCGGAAAAAUUAUGGAUACGACUGUUUUGUCUACAGAUCUCAUGAAGAAGCACUUCAGUUGUGCCAGGACCGAUGUUUGCGUGUGUCUUACCCAUGCAUGGUUCAGGACUGUGACUCCGUGGUCACGUACAUGGGAAGCUUACACCGUCACUACCUGAGGGUUCACCGCAUGCGUCAAGGUGAUAUUAUGAAGAAUGAAGAUAAGCUUGUUUUUAAUGCUGAGCAGCUGGAGGAGCUGAUUCAGAGGAAGUCAGCCAGGCCAACAGUGACAGGAGAAUGUGUCCUUAAUGGGGUUCACAAAAUGGAGUAUCAGGCAGAACCAGAAAACCCAGAGGUGCAGCCAUCACCCAUGAGCUUACACUCCAUCAAGACAGAGACUCUAGAGGAGGAUACACAUGAUCCGCAUGCAAUCCCAGAGGGGGGGGAUGAGGAGCCACCACCUGUUGAGAGAAAUGGUGUCCUUGUGGGGGCAGAUGAGGUGCUUUACGGUGAACCAAGCACCGUUGAGAUUGCCGAAGAUUCACCUGCAGCAGCACCGAACAGUCAAAUACAGGAGGAGAGAUUAAGCUUGGAUCAAAUCAAACCUCUCCUUCGUCCUUUGACUGUCGACCUCUCACCACCGUGCUCAAUACGCUUUCCUGCCGAGGAAGGCUUCCAGGACCUGUCAAGCACCAAGGAUGGUGGUAAAAAGUUGAACAGGUCGGCUCCGUCACCCACUCCUCCUGUCCGCCAGCCACUUAAAAGGAAAAAUGAACUUUCUGAUCAGCCAUCAAACUUGAAAGAUGCUCUGCCUUGCAGCCCUUCUCAACGCCCUUUUGACAUCGCCGCCUAUAAGCCCAUGGGCUUUGAGUCCUCUUUCCUGAGGUUCAUACAAGAGACAAAGGACAAAAAUGAGGUCAUAGUGAAGCGACGAGACUCUUUUAAACGCAGUUGUUCUGUGAAGGAGAACAACCAGCUGGGAAUAUCCCACAAUCGCAGCAGACGCACUCAUUCCCCACUGCUGAAGCCCCACACUGUGACUGGAGACUUCACAUCAAUCCAAAACUUGAAGUCCAUCUUGGACAAAGCCCUGGCUGGGUGUGGGGACCUGGCUAUUAAACAGCUUCAGUACCUCAGACCUGUGGUGGUCCUAGAGAGACCUGUGUGCACCACCACUCUGCCUGACCUCUUCCCAGCAGAGACUAACAGCAAACUGCUUCUUGGAAGUUAGUUUAGCUGAGCACCUUUUUAACAUAGCUACAGCAAAUUAUUUGUAUUUUCACAAGUUGUAUAUCAGUGUUUUCCUUUACUUCCAAAAUAAUAGUAUUAAGUUUUUUGCUGUUUUUUUUAAGUUGCCAAACAUAAGAAUAAAAGUACUUAGCAUAAAGAUAAAAAAAAAACAAGCUUCAACAGUGCCCAUUAAAUCAGAGUGGACUUUAUUUAGACUUCUGUUGUAAAAAGAAAAACACUUGGAUAAUGUUUGUUAUGUUAAAUCAUGAUGUGUAAAUAAUGUAGUUCUCUGAGAUAAAUGUACAGAUUUUUUGAUUGUUUGAAAUGGUCAGUAGCGUAUUGCAAGGCCUUUUGUUGUGUGAAAAUGUGACUAAAAUACAUUUCCUUACUACAAAUUUCUUGAGGAAUAUGUUUUGUUAUUUUUCACCUCAGUUAUAAUCAGUGUUGGGAUGCAGUGGACAGAUGUUGGCAGACAUGUAUGUAACACUUUCUAAUAAAAUAAAUGUGGAAACGAUAUAUAAAGCCCUCACUUUCAAAA